Malaclemys terrapin pileata is the source of this 485-nucleotide messenger RNA. RefSeq names its product macrophage migration inhibitory factor-like. The record is from RefSeq and is a predicted model, not a curated record. Gene Ontology annotation, molecular function: cytokine activity; phenylpyruvate tautomerase activity. NCBI's taxonomy places the organism in Eukaryota, Metazoa, Chordata, Testudines, Emydidae. Bases 1 to 348 code for a protein of 115 amino acids. The transcript has 3 exons.
AUGCCUAAAUUCAUUAUUAACACAAACGUGAGCAAGGAUAAAGUGCCAGAUUGCUUAAUAGAAGAGCUCACCCAGCAACUGCCAAAAGCACUGGGCAAACCGGCACAGUACCUAGCGCUACAGAUCUCUACUGAUCAGCUGCUGUCCUUCCAUGGCUCCAAAGACCCCUGCGCCAUGUGCUUUCUCUACAGCAUUGGCAAGAUAGGAGACCAGGAGAACAAGGACUAUUCCAAGCUGCUGUGUGAUCUGAUGAACAAACAUCUGAAAAUACCUGCAGACAGAAUCUACAUCAGCUACUUUGAUAUGAGUGCUGCCAACGUAGGCUGGAACCGUACCACCUUUGCUUAAGGCCUAUGUAAAGUAACAGGUUAUUCAUGGAUCAGAAUUUUACUGAGUUAAAUGAUUAGUGCUCACCAUGGUUCCAGUCAUACUUUCUGCAUUGUGUGCGCAAAUUCAAGUAGCAUGCUUGCCUGUUGCUGCUUUAA